AUGCCUCCACGCUUUCUCACCAAUCCACCGCCCAAGACGGAGAGCGCGAGAGAGGCGCGGAAGUCCUUCUUCUGCGAACUAUGUCACAAGGGAUACAGCCGCAUGAAUGAGUAUGAAGCACAUCAGGGCUCGUAUGACCAUCAGCACAAGCAGCGUCUCAAAGACAUGAAGCACAUGCAGCGUGACCCCAACGCUGCCGACAAAGCUCGCCGCGCAGAACGCAAGGCGGAUGAGAAGUCCGGUCUCAUCACCAUCAAGCCACUCAAGCUCGGGUCAGCAACCGCUGCUAAAGGUGGCUUCAAAAAAGGAGGGUUCAAGAACGCAUUCGGCGCGCCACAACCUGACGAAGGGGAAGCCACAAAGCCCGCGAGCGGCUUCAAGAAGGCUUUUGGUGGAGAAGGAGAUAGAUCUAUAGUGAAGAAGACGGAUGAGAAGGGGAGCGACACCGACGAUUGCGGAUAUGAGUACUACGAUCCACGGAAGCCAACCGGUUGCGGGCCAGCUUGUGCUGGGAAGAGCACUUGA
This is a messenger RNA of Coniosporium apollinis CBS 100218, 525 nucleotides long. RefSeq lists its product as uncharacterized. The record is from RefSeq and is a predicted model, not a curated record. The coding region runs from base 1 to 525 and encodes 174 amino acids. The transcript is spliced from 5 exons. NCBI's taxonomy places the organism in Eukaryota, Fungi, Ascomycota, Dothideomycetes.